CUAAUGUCAUUCUGCGAGUUGUGUAAACCGAAAGCGGAUAGCUGUAGCGAGGGAUACGAGAACGGCUUUCACCAACCUUCAACACUGACGACAGCAUGGCAGCGGCGGCCGUUCCUGCCGACGGGUCUUGCAGCCAGGAAAACGACAAAAAGGCACGGAAACUUCAAGAGUUGUUCCGAGGUCGCUUCAGUGAGAAGGAGGCUAUGGCCGUCAUCCUCGACAAGAAGGGAGACAUCACCGCUGCAGUCGACUUCAUCAUGAAAGGGCCUCCAGAGCAGAUUCGGAAGUUUAUACAUGACAGAGAUCAGACACUUGUGCAAGAACUACAGAGAGACUCUACCAUCAUCAACAAGCACCUGCGGAGUGGCCUCCCCUACACAGUCCGCCAGUUUGGGUGUGGUCCGUGCGACAAUUUCUGGUGGCAGAAAGUGCCGUCGAGGAAGGAGGUGAGCUCAUGCAAGAAGUGUAAAGUCAAAUACGACCCAGUCCCAAGGGGCCAUGAGUGGGGAUGGGCGGAGUUCAAAUGUCCCUGCGGGAACGAAUUCGGUGGGUUCGGCCAAAUGGGCGAGACUGGCAGUCCCUGCUUCAAGUGUCAAAGGAUGAGUUUUCCUCUCAAAAUUCAGCCCCCUCGUAAAAGCAACCGACAACGUCGCUCCACCGACCACGCGUGCAACGGGGCCAACUGUUAUAACGCCGGAAUGUUGGGAAGAGGGGGCUUCGGAGGAGGGGGUCGAGGACGGGGAUGGGGAGGGGGAGGCAGGGGCAGAGGUAACCGCAACCCUCAAUGCUGUCAUCCCCGUUCAAUACGAGCCUCGGGGGGUAAGGUUGUGUUGUACCCAAGCCAGCCGCACAGAAGCACAGGCUCCACAGUCGCAACCUUCUUAACGCAGGACGAUCUCGUCUCGCACGCCGGGACAUUCGUCUCAAGUCUCGUUGAUUUGCGAGAAGAUGACGAAGAGGCUUUAGCCGGAAGUGAUCACGAAGACAGCGAUGGCGGCCCAGCGGACGAUGGCCAGUGACCAGUGACAAAACUUAUACUGAGAUAGGUCUGUCUGAAUUAAUUCCAACUAGAACGAAAGACCAGUUCCCGAGACUGUCUUCAUUAAAAUGCAGAAUAGGAUGUAUGAAAAUUUGUUCUGGUAAACAAUAUUCAAUUCUUGAUAUUACAUUGCAUCAUAUUUCAGUUAUGUGGUGAAUGUUCAUAGCUUACAAAGUGAAAUUGUUAUCAUUGGCUUACAGUGAUGGGUAAAUAUGUACACAUUCACGAUAGCUCAAAACAAACGAGUCCCGGUCGAGAUCUUGGAGACGUCCGUUUGUUCGUUACAGAUUAAAUAUAACUGACAACGCCCUUUCCAUAUUGAUAAAAACAUCUCGGUUAAUAACAGAGUCGACUGUACGAUUCAGUCUAUAUCAUGAGCAUGUGUCUAGGAAUCACUAUCAAAUAGUGAUGAUACCAGGUAAGCGUAUCCUGCCCCACCGCUGCCACACCUGAAAAUAACGUCUCCCAAAUUGCGACCUUGAUGCGCAAAUGUCUCUCUCCAUUCGCGGUCGAGGAAAAGUUAUUUUUGAACACGUUUUAAUAUUGCAUAAUGUGCCAUAAAUAUGAGUGAUACUGGUUACAAGGUAAUACUGCCUUAUAUGGAAUGCUGAUUAUAUAACUUCCCGAAGUUGUCAAAUGUGUGUUAUUUUAAUUGCACGUAUUCAUCAGUUGACUCAAGCAGACAAUAAACCCACGCGACCCAUAACAGAAUUUGUCGCCAGGAACGUGUUACAAAAUACAUGUAACGUCAGCCGUUUUCAUUUUAUUUUCCUGUUCGCUUGGGUAGAUAGAUUAAAUAUAAACAUCAUAAUCCAACACAUAAUCUAUAUGUGCGUAUUGCUAAAGGUUGAGUGACUUCAAAGGUUUUGACGGCAUGUUACACUAUCACAAACUACCAAGUUUUUGAUAAAAGUUUGUGAUAGUGUAACGGGGGUAAUAGGUCAGUGAAAGCAAAAUGACGUCAUACUACUGUAUUGUUGCGAACACUAGACAUGACCUCACACAACAAUAGGUUGACACUGACUUUUCUAUAUAUGUUGACAUAUCAUUCAUAAUUGUAGAUAUUCUUUCCUGAAACGACAUUGGGUUAUAUGUAGAAUAACCUAACCCAACUCGGAAUUAUUGAUGUGUGCCGAGUGAUUGUCCUGAUUGGCGUGUUUUUUUAAUUCUCAAUUCUUCACCUUGGGUCCCGUAUCAGGAAGUCCUGUCACUUCAGCGACUUUUGCAUCACCCUUGCUUUAACAUAGACUUAAGGUAGUAUUAGCUUCGUGAUUUUCUAUUGUAUGACUGUUGUUCUGGGAUGAAUAUAAUGAAAGCAUAUAAGUGUAUAGUUGAUGACUCGUACAAAAUGAUGACGAUGAGGUGAGGUGAAAUGGGGUUUAACGUCGCGUCCAAGAUUAUUGCACUUAUAUAGCGACGUGCAUGUACGUGUGUGUGUUUGUGUGGCUGCUUGUACUAGUCCGGACUGAUGCCGAUUUAUAGUGCUUGCUCACUGAGAUACCAUGCGGCAGUUUAACAUGAAUACCCCACUCAGACACAGUAUACUGACUCCGAGCCGACCAGUCCUUGUUUUAGCCCCUUAAUGCCGAGCGCCAGACAGGGUCUUUUGGUAUGACGCGGUCGGGGAUCGAACCCCAGACCUUCCGCUCUCCGCACUGUUGUGCCUCUGAUGAUUGUGUGCUUGUGAUCAUUUGAUAUAAUUCAGCUGUGAUAAACCAGUCGUGUGUAGGCAGAGUUCUGACCAGGAAGUGUUUUACGUGUCAGUCUAAGUCUUUUUUUGUCACCACAUAUCUUUGUAAUGUUUACCUUCAUUUUGAAAGACAUGUAGCGUGAAAUCAUAUAGAUAGGUAACAAAAGUAUAAAAGUUUGAUUUAAUCUUAUAAAAACGUUCGUCUGCAGUUAGUGAUAAAGUCAUGUUCAUAUAUUGCUGAGAUCUCACACAGCGGAAUUGAUGUAAUAAUGUUCUUCUCCUUCUGUUUGUAUGAUAAUGUGCCGAAUCACACCAAACAGUGCCGCUCAAGGACCAACCAUUUUAUAGUCAGGGGUGAGGGUCAGCGUGGAUGCUGGGAGCUUGUUAGUAUAUUUUGUUACGGAUUCAAAACACAUCUAUGUUUCUCUGAAGGAGGAGCUCAAUUACUUAGGGAACACCACAGCACAAUAGAGACUGAGACUGAGGCCAAAAUAUUCUGCCAAACAUUUUCUGGAACACAUAUUUAACUCUCUUAACUUCAAAGAUCAUGGAAUGGACGGUUGCUUGUCAUGCAAGAAAUACUAUCAAAAAGAAGUUAAAAGAACACUCGAUUGUUUUAAUGACAGCUUUACGAUAGUAACAUCAAGGAGUCGGUGCUGUUUAACUUGUUUUGAAUAGUACACAUAUCAUUGCUCCAAUAUACUCCCGAUUUAUUUCUCCGUUAAAGAUUAUUCUGUAACGAAAAUGUCUUCUGUUUAUUAUUGGGUUUCAUAGCAUUUCAUUGCUUUACAUUGUAAAUGCUUCGUUUGUUUUUAUUGAAAGUUGAAGUAUAAUGUUAUAAGUGUUCGUGCCAAUGUUUACAAGGGACUGUACAUACAAAGUUUAUUUGCAUAACGUGCAUCCGCAAAGGCUGCAUUGUAUCAACCUUAUUUUCCCCGUGAUAUUAGGAUCAAGUGAUGUGUGGUCAACAUGGUAUUUUGUACAUUCAUAAUAUGUGAUAUAUUUAAAUAUGCUAAUAAGUCCUAAAUAAUUUCACUGUGCCAAUAUACUGAAUCGUCAAUGACCAUGAUCACUACUUGCAUGAUGUGCAUAAAGUUGGUUCUUGUGAAAAGGAAUCCAUCGUUACGAUUUGGCUGAAGAGAAGGUACACAGGUAGUGUUGAAGAAAUGGCUUCGAUCACCGAGUCUCUGCAUUGUACCACUAAUGCAUAAUAUCAUUACAUUUUGUUUAACAAAUACACGUACUGUGAUAGGUGAGGACGAACUGAAUAAAUUGCCAUAUGCCAUGAGAAACUAUUCAGAUAAGAUUUUCUCAAAGGCUGAUCCUAAAUAUUUAACUGUUGUCGGGGUAGGGCUUUUAUUUUUGAAAUUUUACCUUUGACUGGGAGGGGGUUCUGUGUAUCUACUUACACUGUUGGAUGGUGGGUGGUUGGGUUCCACGCGUGUUUAUAAAAGUAGAAGGAAUUCUGAUGGGCGUUUUAGGUCAUUGGGGUACAAAUGGUAUUAACUAAAAGGGAGUUUGAACUCCAUGACCCCCUCCCCGAGACCAGCCCGUUCCUGAUCUUGUUGUCACAGCGUUGCUCCCAUCUGAUGUAUUGUGCACACGUAAACUGAGAGACAUGUAUCCAUCCACCCACGUUGAUUGUACAUGUGAAUGACGUGGAAAACUAUUUUUAUAUUUGAUUAUAGUCUACACCUUUCUCCCCCCCCCCCCCCCCCCCCCCCCCCUAUGACACGCAUGGUGCGCCUCGCGGAAGCAGCAUUGCAGAGAUGCGGUUUCUAAUGCGCCCUCAAAUCAAGAACAAUAACUUCAAUAAUUUUAUUGCUGUUUCUAACAGUUUAUCAUACUUCCUGUACAAGUCUUGACAUGAUUUGUAAUAUUUGUGCUAUUAUUUACUCAUUUAUUUUAUAAAGUAGACAGUAUUUAUUAAUAACAACUUCUUUAAUUACUGUUAAGGCGACUUUUGGGUAUUGAUCCUUAUACUGUUGUCUUAUACCGCUUUACCACAGUGUUAGGAUCUAUACUGAAACGUCUCUUUAACAGUAAUUAAAGGAGUUGUUAUCCAGUAAUUGUGUCUACUUUGUCAUUCGUCAAGUUCUAAGUAAUACCUAUCAAAUAAUUUAUUUUUAUUUUAUUUUUGAAACUCCAUGGAAGUCAUAGUCUCUUAUUGAUAUUAUUUUUGUGAUAUUAAUUAAAUUCGAAAUGAUAUUCGAUCAUGGACUUUUCAAAUUUAUAAAUAAUUCGACCAUGUUUUAGGCUCGUUAAAUGUUUUGUUUACUUGUUUGUGACGUUUUAUCAGCGUAGAGAUAUCCUUCUCAUGCUUUAUCUUCACAAAUAUUUACGAUCUAUAUGUUUGUGUAUAAAUCUAAGUAUUUGUUUGCAUAAUUUGUGCACCACAUUUGCACACACGAAGAUAAUGACUUUCACUGCUGGACGCAUAUAUUAUGUGAUGCUUUCUGUUUUGUAAUUACAAAUACAUAAAAUUAAAAAAGUCAUUGCUA
This is a messenger RNA of Haliotis rufescens (red abalone), 5230 nucleotides long. Its product is annotated as shiftless antiviral inhibitor of ribosomal frameshifting protein homolog. The transcript has 7 exons. The record is from RefSeq and is a predicted model, not a curated record. Bases 96 to 1019 code for a protein of 307 amino acids. Lineage: Eukaryota; Metazoa; Mollusca; Gastropoda; Lepetellida; Haliotidae. Gene Ontology annotation, molecular function: ribosome binding; sequence-specific mRNA binding. Gene Ontology annotation, biological process: viral translational frameshifting; innate immune response.